UAUUCAUCAGUGUUUGACAUAGUAUGAAAAUAUUUUUUUGGAAUAAAAAGAAAAAGGAGAAGUACAACAAACACUUUAUCGAAGAGGAUUCAUUACAAGAAUUAGAAAUUAAAAUUGAAAAAUGGAUGUUUUUGCUGGCAUAACAAUUCAAGAGACGGUUCAUUUAGUGUCAAUGUUUAAUUACAUGAACACAUUGAGUGAUUUUCUAUUUUCAAAAUCGUUUAUAGAUGAAGAGGAGAAAUGUCAAUUGUUAGCGGUUGCAAAUGGAAUUUAUCGUUACAUUGAGGAUGAUACACCACCAAUUGGAAUUCAAGAAAGGAAGAGAAUUUUAAUAAAGGAAGCAAUUAGAGAAAGUGAUAUUUACAGUGAUGAAGAAAAGGAAAAUCCAAAUGCAAUAUUUGUCAAUGAAUUAUUUAGAAGAAUCAUCAUUUCCAUUGUUUUCAAUGACGAAACGAAUAUUUACGGAUUUAUCAUUAAGGUAAUUCGUAAUUCAAAAGUGGGAGAUGUUGGAAAAUUACUGGACAAAAUUAGGGAAGAAUUAAAUCAAACAUUACCUGGUUUGGUUUUUGAACGAGUAUUUAAUGACUAUAUUCUGCCAAUGUUUCCCCAACCGGUACAAAAUUUAGAAUCGCCAUCAGCAGGAGGAAAGGCAAAAGCAAAAGCAGCGUUAGCAGAAUCAUUAUUAGUAACAGAAGCAGUAGCGUUAGCAGAAUCAUUAACAGAAGCAGCAAAAGGAGUAACAACAAAAUUGGCAUCAUCAGUAGAAGCAGCAGUGGCAGAAUCAUCAUCAGUAACUGAAGCAGAAGCAUUUACAGCAGAAUUAGCAGAAUCAUCAGAACCAGUUAUAGCAACAUUAGUAAAAUCAUUAUCAGAAGCAACAACAGAAUUAGCAUCAUCAGUAGAAGCAGCAGUUGUCGAACCAUCAUUAGUAUCAGAAGCAUUUACAGCAGCAUUAGCAGAAUCAUUGUCAAACGCAAAAUUAGCAUCAUCAGUAGAAGCAGCAGUGGUCGAACCAUCAUCAGUAACAGAAGCAGAAGAAUUUACAGCAAAAUUAGCAGAAUCAUUAUCAAAAGCAGAAUUAACGUCGUCAGUGGAAGCAACAACAACAUCAUUACCAGAAGCAUCAGUAAACUUAACAUCCAUGGAAUUUCUUUACUCCCAAGCGGGAGCAAUAUUUCUCCUCUCGAGUUCAUCACAUCCGGAAAUGAAUAAAUUCCUCACUUCAACUGGUUCAUCAAAAAUUUUCCAUGAAUAUUUACAUUUGGCUUUCGCAAUGAAACAACUGUUGAAUGCAAACAAAAUUGACAUUGAAUUUAUUCGAAUAUUCACCCUGCCAGCAUUAAUUUACUACGUCUGGAAUAAUAGAGAGAAACUUGUAAAUGAAACGACAGCAGAUAUUGUCACAAAUGCAGAACAUGUUAGAAAAGCACUGGAACAAUUGUUCUUCUAUUUGAACGAAGAAACCGAUAGUCAAAGAAUAAUAGUUGAGGAAAAAAAUUUACUUUAUCAACAUCAAUUGGGAAUGGCGUUUCAUCAAAGUCGUACAGAAAUUGCUAGGAAUUUAAUUGGGAGACGGUGUUUACUGACAAAUGGCAUAAAAAUAGAUGAUGAGGUCACUAGGUACAAGAAUAAUCCUGGGACUUUUAGUUGUGAUGGUAGAAAAAGAGGUGAAUUGUUGGCGAGUCUUGAUAAUUGGAGAAGUUAUGAAUUGUGGAGUUUUUUGUACAAUGGAGGCAGUGAAGAAUUUUUGGGUUUUACUAAGGGAAAUGUUAGCGAAAUGCUGCAGGAUGUUGACAAUGGAAAUGUUAAUAGAUUACUGUUGGAUCUUAUCAACGGAAACGUUAGCAAUUUGCUGCUUGAUCUUAACAAUGGAAACAUUAGCAAUUUGCUGCUGGAUCUUAAUGACGGGAACAUUAGUGAGUUACUGCUGGAUCUUAACAAUCGAAACAUUAGCGAACUGCUGCUAAUUCUAAGCAGUGGAAAUAUUAGCGAAUUAAUUCUGAACCUAAAUACAGAAAAUAUUAACAAUCUGCUGCUGGACCUUAAUAACGGAAACGUUACCAAUUUGCUGUUGGAUCUUAACAAAAGAAACAUUGGCGAACUGCUGCUGAUUCUAAGCAGUGGAAACAUUAGCGGAUUAAUACUCAAUCUAAAUACACAAAACGUUAGCAAUCUGCUGCUGGAUCUUAACAACGGAAACAUUAGCAAUUUGCUUCUGGAUCUAAACAACGGAAACAUCAGCGAACUGCUGCUGAUUCUAAGCAGUGGAAACAUUAGCGGAUUAUUACUGAACCUAAAUACAGAAAAAGUUAUCAAUCUGCUACUGGAGUUUAACAACGGAAACAUUAUAGAAUUGUUGCUAAAUCUAAAUACAGAAAACAUUAACAAUCUGCUGUUAGAUCUUAAUAACGAAAACAUUAGCAAUUUGCUGUUGGAUUUUAUCAACCGAAGCAUUAGCGGGUUAUUGCAGAACUCAAACAACAGAAACAUUAGCGAAUUAUUGCUGGACCUAAACAACAGAAACAUUAUCAAAUUGCUGCUGGACCUUAAUAACGGAAACAUUAGCAAUUUGCUGUUGAAUUUCAAUAACCUAAACAUUAGUGAGUUCCUGCUGAAGUUUAAGAACCAAAACAUUAGCGGAUUGUUGCAGAACUUAAACAACGAAAACAUUAGCUAUUUGCUGCUGGAUCUUAACAACGGAAACAUUAGCAAUUUGCUGUUGGAUUUUAACAACCGAAACAUUAGCGGAUUGUUGCAGAACUUAAACAACGGAAACAUUAGCGAAUUACUGCUGGACCUGAACAACAUAAACAUCAUCAAAUUGCUGCUGGACUUUAAAAUCCGAAACAUUAGCAAUUUGCUGAUGGAUCUUAGAACCCAAAACAUAAAAAAAAUUUCCCCAAUUCUAAAUAACGGAAAAAUUAGUCGAAUAUUCCUCAAUUUGGUUACAAGAAAAAUCAACAAAUUGCCACCAUCUCCUAAUAAUACAACCACCACCGAAUUUCUUCCAAAUCUAAACGGUUUAUUUCACCAACAAAAUGAAUUAAUCGCAAAAAAUUAUUUCCACUAUGAAAAAUAUGUAAUAGAAAAAUUAUUCGGUGACAAAUUCAUUGAAACACUAAAUAACGAAUCUGUGGAAAUUUCCCAAGGAUUCUUCAAAACCUAUUGUACUGGUAGACCAUUUGAUUUUAUUAAAGUCCAACAAUUACGAAAUUCAGACGAUCUACUGAAAUUCCACUAUUUCCCUAGUGGUAAAAUUGUCUACUUUGCACUAAUUCGUACUAAUGACGAUAUAAAAUUAAUAUCCGAAUUUGGUAAUGAGAGAUUUCGUCAACAAUUGGGUUUAUCUGCUAAUGAAAAAUUUGAGAAAAGAAAUUUUAAAUUAAUCAAAGAAGCGGGGGAAAAUUUUACAAUUUUUGUCAAUAGAUUAGCCAGAGAACGUGAAGAAAUGUUGAGGAGAAAUUUGGAUGCAAUUGGUUAUGAUGCUACUGUUCAGGAAGUGUGGUUUGAAUAUUUUUUUAAUUUACUAACAAUAUCAUUUUCUGUAUCGUCGUUUUUAAAAUUAUUAACUGUACUAUUAAUUCUAUUUGAUUUGAAAUUUUCCAAGUCAAUGUAUUUUCAUUUUUAAGCACGAAAUUUAAUACUUUCGUU
Leptopilina heterotoma is the source of this 3651-nucleotide messenger RNA. RefSeq lists its product as uncharacterized. NCBI's taxonomy places the organism in Eukaryota, Metazoa, Arthropoda, Insecta, Hymenoptera, Figitidae. Bases 122 to 3628 code for a protein of 1168 amino acids. The record is from RefSeq and is a predicted model, not a curated record. The transcript has 2 exons.